AUCAGUGCCCACGCUGCUGCUGCUGCUCUUGGAACUCUGCGAGGGAAAGAAGUUGUUGUUUUAGAUUCAGCUACUCAGAACAAAAGUUCCAAGUAGCACGGGCUAUGGUGAGCCCGUAGUGGACUUACCUGGCACAGGAGCGGGGCUGUGGAGAGGAAAGGAAGGCUUUGUACACUAAUAUACACUCUACGUCGGCUCCCGGCAGGUAGUUGUAUUUCCCAGAGAACCUUAUUAAAGUACCCGGAAGCAAGCAACAACUGGUGCAUGUAUCGCCAGGAGUUACAGGGUUAUUGAUAGAUUUCAAGUUUUCCCUUUGAUCGUGGUGCGAGGAAGUCAGCAGAUUGAUUGAUAAAAGAUUAAAGCCACCCCAGAGGUGGCACGGCCAUGAAUAGCCAAAGACAACAGAUCUUGCAACGUCAUAGACUAUUAGUUGCAAGCCUUUAACGUGCAACAAAUAAGGAUCAUAUUUUCAUCUGAAAGGCAUAUAUUUUCCAUAGGCUGUAAGAAAGUGGUUUUGGUGUCAAGUGUCGACCCAUAAAUCACAGCAACCAAGAAAAAUCUGCAGAUUUUACACCGCACUUUGAUAUUUCUAAAUUCACACUUACCACAAGAAGAUACUGAACAGAUCUGAAAUGCUAGGAACAGAUUCACUUAAGUUUCUGGAGGACAUAGGAUGUUGUCGACGAUGCAUUCUGGUCUACCUAGGAGUCCGAACAGAUGCUUUAUAUGGUGGACUGGCAGCUAUCAAUUCAGCAAUUCGGGAAGCCACCGAGGAGCUUAAUACAAGCAAGGAGGAGAUUGAUAAUUGUAGCAAAGAUUGCAACAAUUCCGAAUAUGAAGAGAAUCACAAGCUCAAGAAAACUGUGACCCAAGACCCAAAUGAAACUUGCAUGAACACUGACGGAGGAGGCAUUGUUCCUGACAACGGCACUCCUGCACACGUCAUAAAGAAGCAAAAAUGUGCCGUUUGUCUCACCUGCAUUGGAUUGUUACAGUGGGGUUGCUCGGCUGAUGCUGUCAAGCUGCUGAAUGACUCUGUAUCACAAGCAGGACAUGAUGCAGAAUGCUUCACUCUAGCACUGUCCUUUCCAGUCAGUCUGAGUCUGCGAGUUCAUUGGGUCUGGGCACUUCUGCUGCAGGCUUAUCCACACUUCCCGACAAAAGGGCGUGAUGAUCAUGUUGGCACUAUCAAAGAUGUCUGGAAGAAUGUAGUUGGUCCCCAAGUUGCAGAAGUGGUUGGGAAAACCUUUAUUGUUGGGCCUUACCAGGACUUUGUUCUCAAUGUCACAUCUACAUACAUUCAUGACUUGGAAGACUGUAAGAUAAUGGACCAGCUGUGUGGAAGCAUAUUUGCAGCACGUCAAAAGCAACAUAGAAAGUACUCCAACGGUAUAUAUUCCAAACAGGCAGUAGACACAGCCAUUAAGAAAUUACCUGAUCAAGAAUUUCUUAAGGUUUGUCCAUCCCCUCCUUCCAUACCAGAUGAAGCAGUCUCAUUUUCAAGUCUUCAGUGCCAACAGGCACCACUAUACAUGGCUGGUCGGUACAACAAGUACAGCAGAGACUUGCCGCAGACACCAUGGUUUGUUGAGGGUGAACGCAAACUACAAUCCAGUGUGCAGGAGCUGUUGUGUGAACGACUUAGUCAGGCUGUUUGUGCCGAUGAUGUCAAGUUUUCCUCGUCAGGACGAGAAGAUGUUGAUGUUCGGUGUCUCGGGAAUGGCCGACCGUUUGUAUUUGAAUUUAUUAAUCCAUGUCGUUCCAAAUUCUCCAGGGCUGAUUUAAUUAAACUACAGAAUUUAAUAAAUGGUUCCACAAGCUUGAUUCAUCUGAGGGACCUUCAAAUUGUUGACAGGAAAGAUAUAAAAAACCUAAAAGAAGGUGAAGAAGAGAAAACUAAGGCUUAUUGUGCCCUUUGUGUUUCACGCAAAGGAUAUAAUCCUGCUAUACUGGAGAGAUUAACAACUGUGCCAGAGCUUACCCUCCAGCAGAAGACACCGCUUCGAGUUCUCCACAGACGCCCACUUGCCACCAGACCCAGAGUUAUCCAUAGCAUGAAAGCCUCACCCGUUGAUGAUAAUUUUUUUAAGCUUCAUCUAACAACACAAGCUGGAACUUACAUCAAGGAAUUUGUUCAUGGUGACUUUGGGCGCACAUCUCCGGACCUGGGAUCUAUUUUAGGCCUUGAAGUUGAUAUAGUUGCUUUGGAUGUUGAGAAUGUUGCUUUGGAUUGGCCACCGAGCUGUGAUAAAUGACAUUAAAGUAAUAUAUGAAAUGGAAUAAAAUAAAAAUUCUC
This is a messenger RNA of Procambarus clarkii (red swamp crayfish), 2296 nucleotides long. RefSeq names its product Pseudouridine synthase 10. Gene Ontology annotation, molecular function: RNA binding; pseudouridine synthase activity. Gene Ontology annotation, biological process: tRNA pseudouridine synthesis. NCBI's taxonomy places the organism in Eukaryota, Metazoa, Arthropoda, Malacostraca, Decapoda, Cambaridae. The record is from RefSeq and is a predicted model, not a curated record.